AUGAAGAUGAAAGAAUACUACGAUCGCACCUACCUACCUAAGCACUUCGUAGUGGGUGAUAAAGUGCUACUUCGACUGUGCAAGGGAUACAAUAUUCCUAUCAACGAUGCCUAUAACGAUGCCUAUACCAAGAAACUAGGCCAACAGUACGCAGGAUGUUUCACAGUGCUAGAACGCAUCGGGCGUCUAAUAUACCGAAUCGACAUCCUAGCUGCCUGGAAGAUACACCCAGUAAUCAGCAUUGAACACCUAGAGCCAGAACCGAGCCUAGACCCAUUUGACAGAGAAGCACCUAUACUAGAGACUACUACGGACGAAGGCUUCCUAAGCGAUAUGGAUCGCUGCGAGGUCGAACGCGUGCUCGACUCGAGAACACGCCACCCUGGGCGAUACAGGACACUGCGCACCAAUUAUCUGAUACAAUAG
This is a messenger RNA of Penicillium verrucosum, 426 nucleotides long. RefSeq lists its product as uncharacterized. The record is from RefSeq and is a predicted model, not a curated record. The coding region runs from base 1 to 426 and encodes 141 amino acids. The transcript has a single exon. Lineage: Eukaryota; Fungi; Ascomycota; Eurotiomycetes; Eurotiales; Aspergillaceae.